GUUAUGUUAUGAAUGAUUACAGUGAUGACACUUUUGAAAGUAUUUGUACCUCAGAAAAUGAAAUGAUGAAUGGGAUGGAUUGGUGGGUGGCGUUUAUGGUGGCUCAGCUGUGGGUAAAUUCAUUCGGUGUAAUUACAGUGAUUGUUUUGGCACAUGUUAGAUUUCAUUAUUUCCAGGCAGAUGAAUUCGUUUGGGGUGCUCGAGCAAGCAUUGAGUCAUCCAGAACCACAGGUUUAUGAAUGAACCGCCUCUGUGGUAUCCCUGAGCAACUCGGCAACCUGCUGUAGUGCCUUCACAGUGAUACAGAAUGGUGAGAUGAGUUUCCUCCUGAAGCACAACUCCUCGCUUCUGGCCAACCUCUCCUUGUCCUCAUCCCUGCCCCCACAGGGGUCCAACCGGAGCGACCCAGCAUCACAGGUGGCCCCGCCACAGGUGGCCCCCUCACAGGUUGCGGUGGGCAUACUGCUUACCCUCAUCGACCUGGUGACGUUUCUGGGAAACACGGUGGUGUUUGUGUGCCCCAUCGUGGAGAGACGCCUGCGCACCGUCACAUAUAUGUUUAUCAUGUCCCUGGCCAUGGCCGACCUGCUGGUGGCCUGCUUGGUCAUGCCCUUCAGCAUUAUCUAUGAGGUGACAGGAGUGUGGCUGUUUGGCCAGCACUUCUGUAAGAUGUGGAUCUCCUUUGAUGUGCUCUUCUGCACUGCCUCCAUCGUCACCCUGUGUUUCAUCAGCCUGGACCGAUACUGCUCUGUGAUCUCUCCACACCAUUACCCUCGGAGAAUGUCCCGUCCCAGGUGUAUCAUGAUGACGGUGGCCAUCUGGGUGUACUCGUCCCUCAUCUCCUUCCUGCCCGUCAUGCAGGGCUGGAACGAAAUCCCAGGUCUGGCCUACAACCCAGGCCAGGACUGCGUCUUCGUCACCAACUGGGCCUUUGCCAUUGUGGCUUCAUCACUGGCCUUCUACCUGCCCUUCCUCAUCACCUGCACCAUGUACUUCUUCAUCUACCGUGCGUCGCGGCUAAAGGCCACGCGCAUCGGCUCGCAGACACUGGAGCUGCACUACCACCCUGAGAGCCGGCGUCCCAACCACCUGCAGCUGGAGAACAAGGCCACGCGCACCAUGGCCAUCAUUGUGUCUGUCUUCGUCAUGUGCUGGUUGCCCUACUUCGUGCUCAACGUGGGGCUGGCAGCGGGCGGCUGGGGCGUCCAGAGGCCCCCGCCGGCUGCCGUGGCACUACUUUUCAAGGUCAUCACCUGGCUGGGCUACUGCAACUCAGCCAUCAACCCGGUGCUGUACGCCUUCCUGAACCGCGACUUCCAGUGGGCGCUGCGCCGACUGCUGGUGUGCCAACGCCGCUCACCAUCCGUGGACAUUGGCGAGGACAUGGUGUCCAUUGUCACCUUUUCCCGCACUGCUCAGGACCCCGACUAUGGCAAUAAGGGCCAAGCCCUCUCACUGCCCCCGAACCCACCGCCACCACACGCUGCUGGGUGUGCGCUGGCGUUGUGAUGUCGCGAAGAGGAGGCGAUAGAUGUUAUGCUCCAGUUCCUGUUGGUCAUGCCACGGUCUGUGACACAAAGGCCGAUCUGCAUGGGGGUGCAUGGGAGACUUAGGUGUGCUCUCUGACCUGAAUGUCAAUGGCUUGGACACAUGUAAAUAUUGUAACAUAAAUGCUGUUGAAAAUGUCUUUUUCCCACCACCUUUAUGAUUUCCACAGUAAGUCUAUGCUUUCUUCAGGACAAUUUGGGAUAGAUGCAC
This is a messenger RNA of Megalops cyprinoides (Indo-Pacific tarpon), 1758 nucleotides long. Its product is annotated as octopamine receptor-like. Lineage: Eukaryota; Metazoa; Chordata; Actinopteri; Elopiformes; Megalopidae. The record is from RefSeq and is a predicted model, not a curated record. Gene Ontology annotation, molecular function: G protein-coupled receptor activity. The transcript is spliced from 4 exons. Gene Ontology annotation, cellular component: membrane. Gene Ontology annotation, biological process: adenylate cyclase-activating adrenergic receptor signaling pathway. The coding region runs from base 316 to 1509 and encodes 397 amino acids.